Messenger RNA from Sporothrix schenckii 1099-18, 3720 nucleotides. RefSeq lists its product as uncharacterized. The coding region runs from base 1 to 3720 and encodes 1239 amino acids. The transcript has 3 exons. Gene Ontology annotation, cellular component: cytoplasm. Gene Ontology annotation, biological process: proteolysis. The record is from RefSeq and is a predicted model, not a curated record. NCBI's taxonomy places the organism in Eukaryota, Fungi, Ascomycota, Sordariomycetes, Ophiostomatales, Ophiostomataceae. Gene Ontology annotation, molecular function: calcium-dependent cysteine-type endopeptidase activity.
AUGUAUACGCGCAACCGUCGCCUCAUACGGGACAGCGGCGACUCGUCCGACUCCGACUCGGACAACGAUGUCGAGGUUCAAAAAGCCCGCCGCCGCUGGGCCGCCCGCGGUGCACCCGCUGCCGAUACGGCCACCACAGAAAAGAAGAAGAAAAAGAAGAAGCUGCUUCCACAAGAAUCCAUCGACAAAGUCUGGGAACGCUUCUCCCAAAAACGCUUCAGCAAAGCCAUGACCGUCCUGCCCUUUGCCCCCGUUGCGCCCUCGCCGCUCUCUGAACGCGCCAACGAACUGCUGAGCGUCGGCUACGAGCGCGCCGCCGAGGAGUGCCGCCGCAAAGUCAAAAAGAUCAUCCAGGAGUGCCGCCGCGUCAACAUGCGCUACCGUGAUCCGGGCUGGGACAUUGACUGGGACCUCAAGAUGGCCAAGGGCCACUGUCUCAACAGCCUCGGCAACACUAGCUUCGACGUAUCACUCAAAAACAUGUUGAGCAUCGGCGCCACGGUGCCCAAGGCCGUCAAGCGCGUGCAUGAGAUCUUUGAGAAGCCGACCUUUAUGUCGACCGUAAGCGGCAGCGACGUCAAGCAGGGCGGCCUGGGCGACUGCUGGUUUAUUUCGUGUGUCAGCGGCCUGGCCAAUGUGCCUGGCGGUCUGCAGCGCUCCUGUGUGGCCUACGAUACAAAAAUCGGUAUUUAUGGAUUCGUUUUCUAUCGAGACGGCGAGUGGAUCUACUCCAUCAUCGACGACAAACUCUACCUCACCUCUCCCUCUUGGGACUCCCCCAGCUUUCAGCGCGACCUGCUCCAACAAAUCGACCAGGACGACAUUGAGCGCGUCUACCGCAAAACCUACCAGACCGGCUCCAAGGCCCUCUUCUUUGCCCAGAACAAGGACCAGAACGAGACAUGGCUGCCCCUCAUGGAAAAGGCCUAUGCCAAGGCCCACGGCGACUACGACAGUCUGACGGGCGGCUGGAUCGGCGAGGGUCUUGAGGAUUUGACGGGUGGCGUCACCACGGAGCUUCUCAUGUCUGAUAUUUUCGACACGGACAGCUUCUGGGACAACGAGUUGAGCCGCGUAAACGAGGAGUUCUUGUUUGGCUGCACCACGGGCCUGCUCGAUGGCGGCUACGGCAACCGCGACGGCAUCACCGAGGGCCAUGCCUACAACAUUAUGGAGGCCAAGACCCUCAAGAAUGGCACCCGUCUUUUGAAGCUGCGCAACCCCUGGGGUAAAGUAAAGGCCGGCACCUGGGAGGGCGCCUGGUCUGACGGUUCCAAAGAGUGGACCACCGAGGCCAAAGAGGAAGUCGGCCACAACUUUGGCAGCGACUCCACUUUCUGGAUCUCUUAUGAAGACUUUAUGCUCAAGUUCCAGAAUGUCGACCGCACGCGCCUUUUCCGCGACCCAGACUGGCUCUGCUGCCAGCGCUGGAUCGGCGUCGACGUGCCCUGGAAGACGAGCUACAACGAAAAGUUCCACAUCAAGCUCACCAAGGAGUCGCCCCUCGUCUUGGUCCUCUCCCAGCUCGACUCCCGCUACUUCCACGGCCUCGACGGCCAGUACUACUUCCGACUCCACUUCCGCCUCCACGAGCAGGACCGCCCCGGCGCCGAAGACUACAUAGUCCGCUCCCACGGCAAUUACCUGAUGGAUCGUUCUGUGAGUGUCGAACUCCCGUGCCUAGAGCCCGGCAACUAUUCUGUAUUUUUGUCGGUGAUUGCCGAGCGCGAGUCCAGGACCCUGUCGGUCGAAGACGUCGUCAAGAACGAGCUCAAGAAACGCGUCGAAAACGAAAAGCUCGCUCAAGUCGGCCAGGCAUACGACCUCGCCCACAGCAAAGCCGCCGCCCACCUCGAAGAACUGGCCAAGCUGCGCAAGAAGUCUGACCAGGUCAAGGCCUCGGACGAGCGGAAGCGCGAGCGCCGCAAGGACUGGGCCAAGCGCCACCUGCUCAAGGACAUUCAGAAACGCCAGCAAAAGAAGAAUGACGAAAAGGCCAAGAAACGCGCGGCGGAGAAGGAAGAGGAGAGCAAGAAGAAGGAUGCGGAGAAGGCUGCCGAACAAAAGAAGAAGGACGAGACUGCGGCCGAAGAAAAGAAACAGGCCGAAGAGGCCAAGUCCAAGGACAAAGAGGUCCAGACCGAGGUCAAGGACAAGAAGGACGCCGAGGCGGCUACCGAGACCGUCACAAAGGAGGGCAAGGACACGAGUGAGAAGAAGGAUGCCGAAACAACGGCCGAGCCUGCCGCUGAGGCCACAAAGGAAGUCACCACAGAGUCCACGGAGACUACCGUGCAGGCUGAACUUGCUGCGUCCGCUGCUUCCGUUACAUCAGCGUCGAACACGGCUGCCACCAACCAGGCCGCCGCUGAUGAGUUCAUCUCCGUGUCCACGUCCGGUGUCAGCACUCCGCAAAAGACGCCUCUCGACACGCCCAAGAGCGAGAUCAUCACUGAGCCGUUGCUUGAUGCUGCGGGUGGUGAGCUAGUUCUUGUGCCUCCCGUGACGGAGGCGACGUCGGCCCAGACGACUACCAACGGGGCAGGCGUCAAGACCGAUGAAAAUUCAAAAGACAAGCCCGCCGAUACGCCCGCCGGGAAGUCGGACGAAAAGGGCGAGACCAAAUCUGACAUGAAAGACGAGGCUAUACCAGAGGAGAAAUCCCAGACGACGGCUGAGAAGUCAGAUGGGAAAUCAGAAGGGAAGACUGACGAAAUUGUGGGUGACAAGGCCGAUUCCAAGCCCGAAGAAAAGCCGGCAAAGAAGGGCAAGGGCAACGACGGCAAGAAGAAGGCAGGAAAGGGCAAGGGGAAGAAGGCCGACAAGAGCGGAGACGAGUCUUCUGUGUCUAAAUCUUCCUCUUCCGGUUCAGAAGGCUCAUCCUCUGGAUCCGCUUCAGGUUCCGCUUCUGAUGUCAAGAAGCCCAAGGCGCUCAGGAAAGCCUCCCCCCCGCCACCUCCCCAACCACAUCCGGCUGUCGUAGACGACUCGUCCGAUAGUCCUCUCGAAGACUGGGAGGAGUGGUACUCAAGCGACGACCUGUCUACCAAGGCCUCUCGAGCCGCGGCUGCUGCCGCCGCCACUACAACCACCACUGCCGUCGCCAAGGAUGACGAGUCCUCCGAGGACGAAAAGGACCCGGCGCCGUGGAACGCCAUCUGCAUCGUGGGCAUUCGCGUCUACUCCAAGGACGAGAACCUCGAGCUGCGGGUCGUUAUGGAGGGCGGCGACCUGGCCGAGGGCGGCAUGGGCGAGCGCGGCGAGCAAGACCUGGACAAUGCGCAAGCCAAUGCGGGCGGCCAGCGCGUGCGCAAGGAUGAGCUGACGUCGUAUGAGACGGAGCGAGACGAGAAGGCCAGCAACAAGGACAAGAAGAAGAACAAGGAGUCCAAGGGCAACGAGACAGACGCCACCGAAAAGGCGGUCGAUAAGGCCACUGACAAGUCCGACUCGACGGUGGACAAAGCGUCUACCGAGAAGGAAGCCGCCAUGGACAGCAAGCCCGGCGAGACGACUACCGCCCAGUCGGACGAGAAGACGGCGGAGGAUACGCCCGCCGGCGGUGACACUGCCAAGCCGUCUACGGACGGCGAGAAGCAAAAUGAGGCUACACCUGCUCCCGCUGUCGAAGAAGGCUUUGGCCUUGCCCAGUACAACACCAUUGUGCAAAAAGACGACGAGGAGUUCAAGGAGGCUUCGGCUCCAGUCAGUCAGCACUAA